UCUUCUUCUCAUACCGGCCAAUACUGCAUUUCCCUUUUCCCUCUCCAUGGAUAGGGCCAAAUAAAAUCAACUCGGCCAAACUCUGAGGGCUGAGGGCAGGUCAAUGAUGAAUUUGCCGGGCCCUAAGUCAUGGCAGGUUUAGCUAAGACUAAGAUUUUUAAAAUCUCGGCCCAACUCGACCCAAUAGCAACCUUGAGGACCCGUCCUUGGCCGGCACGCCGCUGUACUGAGUGUACUGGUAGGUACUAGGGAGGGUGACUCCCCAACUCCAGCCAGGUGUUCCUCGCACUAGAGAGACACACAAACGGGUGUAAGGGAGGCGCCGCUGACGGCGGGAGAGAGAGAGAAAGACAAGGCAGCGACGCACCCUCGUCGCUUUCUCUUUCUCUCUAUCUUCUCGUAUCAGAAAUUCAGGAUUCGGAAGUCAAAGACUCAAGAGAGAUGAAAGCUACUAUUAAGGGGAGAUACGGUACCGAAAAAAGCAGUUCCUCUGCAACUCUCGCCUUUAAUGCCGGCGAUGUUAAGCUCCGUGCUUCCAUGACAGACGCCACAGUCGCCAAUGGUCCCAGCUUAAAUGGUCUUGCUCUUUCUCUCGAGAAGCCCGGUUCCUUCAUUAUCGAUUACAAUGUUCCCGAAAAGGAUGUGAGCUUUCUGUUCAUGAAUACGGUUAAGGUUUCGGAUAAACCUUUGAAUUUGACUUACUUUCAUGGGCGCGGUGAUAACCGGACGAUUUUAGAUGGUACUCUUGUCUUCGAUUCAGCUAACAAGGUUUCAGCUAAUUACGCUUUGGGUUCUGGGAACUGCAAAUUGAAGUAUACAUAUGUGCAUGGAGGGGUCAGGACCUUUGUGCAGUGCUACGACUUCACCAAGAAUGCGUGGGAUUUUGCGUUGUCGCAAAGGGUUUAUGGGGAGGAUGUGUUUACGGCUUCGUAUCAGACAUCUAACAAGGUCUUGGGCCUGGAAUGGUGGAGAGAUUCCAAGAGUAAGGGGUCUUUCAAG
This is a messenger RNA of Macadamia integrifolia, 999 nucleotides long. Its product is annotated as outer envelope pore protein 24A, chloroplastic-like. Gene Ontology annotation, molecular function: voltage-gated monoatomic cation channel activity. NCBI's taxonomy places the organism in Eukaryota, Viridiplantae, Streptophyta, Magnoliopsida, Proteales, Proteaceae. Gene Ontology annotation, biological process: regulation of monoatomic ion transmembrane transport. The record is from RefSeq and is a predicted model, not a curated record.